GAUUUCAUUUUGCAGCCUUCGUGAGGGGAGUGAUCAGCUGUAAAUGGUUCAUAUGGGGGACACUCUCGUGUCUUUAUGAACUACAAAAUAACCGCGAAGGUAUUUUCGAUUUCCGUUCUGCCCUGGAGAACUGACUCGGCCGUUUCACCAACUAGCUUUAACUGUUGACGUCCAACGUUAGCAAACAUCGGAACUUAACCGUUAUUAUUUUUUUUUUUUCCAGCCACCGAAAGAAGAUCGAGGAGCAGUCAAACUGCAACAACAGUAAGCCUGCAGCAGGUCGUUGCUGUUUGCCAACCUGUCUGUCGUCCGGAGCAGCUCUUGUAGUGUAGUUGGAGGGGCAGGAGGGGGAAACCCAGCAGACAGAGAGACAGCAGGACAAGCAAGACUCAGAAAUGCCUCUGUUCUUCAGAAAGAGGAAACCGAGCGAUGACUCCCAAAAGAGACUGGAAUAUCAGCUGUGCCGGUCUAAAGAGGCAGGUGCUGAUGACAUCCUGGACAUCUCAGCCUGUGAGCUCCCAGAGGUUCCCUCAAGUGCCUUCUCCAUUUGCAAGGUGCUACAGAAGAAGGUCCUUAUCCUCCACAGUAAUGAGCUGAGGUCCCUGCUGCCUAAAGGAUGUGACAUCAGUGCUCUCGCCACUUUAAAGGUUUUGGAUCUGCAUGAGAAUAAGCUCACCUCUCUCCCAGAAGACAUUGGGAAGCUGUCGUCACUGCAGAUUCUGAAUGUGGAGAAGAACCGUUUGAAGGCCCUGCCGGACUCCAUCGGGGAUCUGCAGCUCCUGCAGACACUCAGUUUGAAGGGUAACUGUCUCAGUGAGCUGCCUUCGUCCAUCGGCUCUUUGAGCAGCCUGCGCACUCUGGACCUUAGUGAUAACAACAUUGUCCAGCUCCCCAAAGCUUUGGCCUACAUCCGCACCCUAGAGAGCUUUACACUUGACGCAGCUAUGAUGUCCUACCCACCUGCAUCUGUGUGUACAGAGGGGACGGAAAAGAUCCAACGCUUCCUAUGCUCCGAGCUGGGAGAGGAGUACUGCCCCCCAUCCCAGUAUCUCUUGCCAGUGCUGGAGAAUGACUGUGGCAAACAGAACUGUGACCAAUGGGAUGGCUUGGAGGAGGCCUGGCAGAACAAAUUCAGUGACUACGAGAAGAGAAAGGAGCAGAAGCAUCAGGAGAAAUUGGCCUUUGAGCGGCACAUGGAGGAGAAGCGACAGGAGCACACCCAGCUUCUUCUCAUGAACACCUCCCGCAAGGAAAACAUCCUCAACUCAGUCCGACAGGAGCAGGAGCGUCUGGAGCUUGGAGUCAGCCAGCAGCAGAGGGCUCAGGAGGCCGAGAGGCUGCUGGUGCUGGAGAAAGUCAGACAAGCGGAAGACAGCAUUACCAGCCGUAUCAGCAACAUGCUGAUGGACAACAACCGGCAGAAAAAGAGCACCGAGUUUCUUCAAGCCAUGGAGGAAGAUCGGAUCCGUAUGGAGCAUCUGACCGCCAUCACACAAGAAGAAGCCAAUUCGCUGAGGAAAAGAGAGGUUGCAGCGGCCAUGCAAAAGAUGCUGUCAGACAGCUACACUAUGAGCCUCUUUCAGGAAGCCAACGACUAUCGCAGACGGAGCCUGGUCUCUGAGGCCUACAGGAGUAUGGAGGAUUUGGACAGGAAGUUUGAUAAGAUGCUGUCCCUCCAAGCUUUGGACAAAUCUAAAGCGAUUACCCACAUCUUACAGGAGGAGGAGAUGCAGAAAGCAGCGUUCCAGGCUUUGCAGCUGCAGAAAGAUUCUGUACACGGCUACAUUCGCAACCAGAUCAAGCUCAUAGAGGGUGAAUUAAUGCAGCUGACUAAACUUGAGAUUAAAAGACGCAGUCUGGAUUCUGAGAACCUGCAGGAGGUUCUGGUGGAGCAGCGCACAGCUCUCAGUGAUAUGUUGCAGCAGCUGCUGAAGCAGAAGGACCAGAGAGAGCAGGAGCUGCUGCAGAUUCUGGCGGAGAUGGAGCUGAAGUCCGAGUCCAACCAGCAGAACUACUGGAUGAUCCAGUAUCAGAGACUGUUGGAUGCCAAGCCCAUGUCACUGCGCAUGCAGGAGGCGGGAGUUGAGAACGAGUUAGUCAGCCUGCUGUGCAAACUGUCGGCUCAGCACUACCUGCCCAUCCUGGCUCAUCAUCGAGUGACAGCUGAGGCCCUUCGCCACAUGAACUCCUCUGACCUUAAGAAGCUCGGCAUCAAUGAAUUAGGAAUCCAGAAAGCUCUUCUGAACUGGGCCCAGGAACACCAACCUGAAGGAACUGGUAAGACUGUCCAGCGUGAUGAGGCAGCAGAAAUCGUCCCUACAGCUCCAUCAGCUUCCCGUCCUCUAUCUCCUCCCAACACGUCGACCGUCCAGAUCUCCAGCCCACCUCUCACCCCGGGGACUCCUGUCACCCCCUCAGCCCCCAGCCCUGUGGAGGGACCUGGGAGCUCUGAGUGUGUGGUCUGCAUGGAGACAGGGGCUCAGGUCAUCUUCCUGCCCUGCGGUCACGUAUGCUGUUGUCAGGUGUGCAGCGACGCUGUGCAGAACUGCCCUUUGUGCCGCGGCAACAUAUCCCAGCGCAUUCGCCUCUACCACAGCUAGAAUCGACGGUACUACCAUUCCCUCAUUGACCGCCACUCUACUUUAUUAUGCAUGGUCGUAAAUCUGCUAACCUCGUCGUUUGUAGUAAAAGCUUUUAGCUGGAUUCUGAAGAGCUGAGCCACUUUCUUGUAUUAUUCCCCAACAGUGCUUUGGCGUGUGUGUGUGUGUGAAGAAACACAUUUGAAUAGAAUUAUUUUAAUGCUGUUAUGUUUCUGGUUGUCACUGGCAUCCAGGCCUAUUGUAUUGUUUGUCUGUUUUUUUUUUUUAAUUGCAUAAUUUUUUUAUUAGUUUUAUAUAUUAAGAGUCAAGGUGACUCCACUCACUGGCUCGAAAACCUUCUUAACUGAUGUGUGCCUUUUUCUGAAAAUGUCUUAUUUUCAGUCAGUACUACUCGUCUCUGUUGUCAACCAAAGUAACAUCUGUCCAACAUCUAUGGAAAUCAACUAAAACAGAAUCUAUUGAUUGUUGUUGGUUUCUGUUAUCAUCUCAUCCAGAAUCCCUCUGUGCUUGAUCUGAAUCAGUGAUCUGCAGGUUAGUUGGUGGGAAUUACCAAAGCAUAUCAAGACAAGCCUGAGUGAAAAUUCAUUCACUCAGAUAUUUGUCUUUUAUUUUUUUCUUUUCUUGACAUCCACCUCACCAUGGAUGGAUCGACCUGCCACAUUUACUCCCACUGACAAUAUUAUAUUACAGUCAUUCUAAUGCAGAAUCAUAAUGUCUGACAUUUAGUUUGGUGUGUGGUAAUGUGAAACUUAAAGAAAUGUCUAAAUAUGCCUUAUGUAUGUGCAAUGUCAGCUGAAAUAACACAGA
Messenger RNA from Toxotes jaculatrix (banded archerfish), 3407 nucleotides. RefSeq names its product leucine rich repeat and sterile alpha motif containing 1 (gene lrsam1). Gene Ontology annotation, molecular function: protein binding. The transcript has 25 exons. The coding region runs from base 396 to 2600 and encodes 734 amino acids. NCBI's taxonomy places the organism in Eukaryota, Metazoa, Chordata, Actinopteri, Toxotidae. The record is from RefSeq and is a predicted model, not a curated record.